AUGUUCAACAAAAUCAUGAAACUGGGUCAGAAGAAAUUCAACAAAUCCGAUCAACACCACCAAGACAUAAACUCCGGCAACAACAACGUCGUCCGCGCAAGCCGCACCACACCCGCCUCCGCCUCCUCUGCAUCAAACGGCGAAUCCCAGACGGCGGCUCCGUCUCCUUCCCAGACUCCGAUUCACCCAAUGUUCACAUCAGCACCCACCCUCGAAGUCCUCCCGCUCCUCAAAGACGUCUCCUCCUCAGAUCGUCCCCUCCUUUUCAUGAAGAAAGCCCACAUGUGCUCCUGCCAAUGCGAUUUCUCCGACACCCUGAUAAUGCCGCGCGAGAAAGAGAUCAAGCGGCAGACCCUCCUCGAGCUCGUCGAUUUCCUCCACUCCUCCUCCGGCAAAGUCAACGAGACCAUGCAGAGCGAGCUCAUCAGAAUGGUCUCCGCCAACAUCUUCCGGUGUCUCCCCCCGGCGCACCACGAGAACACCGGAGCUCCACCCGAAGGAAACGACCCGGAAGAGGAAGAGCCUUACCUCGAGCCCUGGUGGCCUCAUCUCCAGCUCGUCUACGAGCUCCUCCUCCGCUACGUCGUCUCCUCAGAAAUCGAGCCCAAAACCGCAAAAAAAUUCAUCAACCACACGUUCGUCUCGCGACUCCUCGACCUCUUCGACUCCGAGGAUCCGAGGGAGAGAGAGUACUUGAAGACAGUCCUCCACAGGAUCUACGGGAAGUUCAUCUUCCACAGACCGUUCAUCAGAGGCUCCAUCUACAACAUCUUCUACAAGUUCCUGUACGAGACGGAGCGGUGUAUCGGCAUCGGAGAGCUGCUGGAGAUUCUCGGAAGCGUGAUUAAUGGGUUCACGGUGCCGAUGAGAGAAGAGCAUAGGCUUUAUCUUGUGAAAGCGAUCUUGCCGCUGCACAAGUCGAAAGGGAUCUCGAUUUACCACCAGCAGUUGUCGUAUUGCGUGACGCAGUUUGUGGAGAAAGAUUACAAACUGGCUGAUACUGUGAUCCGUGGGCUGUUGAAGUACUGGCCGUUGACGAAUUGUCAGAAGGAGGUUCUCUUCUUGGGAGAGCUUGAAGAGGUUCUUGAUGCUACUGAGUCGUUGGAGUUUCAGCAGUGUGUUGUUCCUCUGUUUACGCAGAUUGGGAAAUGUCUUAAUAGCGCACACUUUCAGGUGGCGGAGAGAGCUCUGUUCUUGUGGAACAAUGAACAUAUCGUGGGGUUGAUUGCGCAGAACAAGGAUGUGAUAUUUCCGAUUAUAUUUGAAGCGUUGGAGAAGAACAUGAAAGGGCAUUGGAACCAAGCGGUGCAUGGUUUGUCGGAGAAUGUGAGGAGGAUGUUUAUGGAGAUGGACACUGAGCUGUUUGAGGAGUGUGAGAAGCAACAUCCGGAGAACGAAGCCAAGGCGUGUGAGUUGUUGGAACAGAGAGAAUUGAUAUGGAAGAGGCUUGAAGAAGCUGCUGCAAACUAA
This is a messenger RNA of Microthlaspi erraticum, 1470 nucleotides long. Lineage: Eukaryota; Viridiplantae; Streptophyta; Magnoliopsida; Brassicales; Brassicaceae. The record is from the annotation of a GenBank genome assembly.